GGCUAAUUGAACGCGUCGGCGAGGAAGAGGUUAAGAAGAAGGGUGUUACCACGCAUAGUUCAGGUUCGUUCUCUUCCGCAUCGUAAACAUUACCCAGACGCCGGUGGAUCUGGUUAAGUACGGUUUUGAAUAUGAACUAAUUGAUUUUUGGGGGAAAGGAAACCACGCGCAAGCCCUCGCCCUCGCUGCUUCGACCCUUGGUGUACCCGCGUACAUUGUCAUGCCGCGAAUUAGCACACCGUCGAAGAUUGCAGGCACACAAUCAUACGGCGCAGAAGUGAUAUUUAGCGGGUCGACGAGCGUGGAGCGGGAAGCUGUCGUUGCGGAAGUCCAGGCGCGGACUGGGGCGAUUCUUGUCCCACCUUAUGAUGACUUCAAUAUUAUAUGCGGCCAGGGAACUACUGCAUUAGAGAUGCACGCGCAGUAUCUUGAUGCCGUGAAGGAGGAGCCUAAAUUGAGUGUGCAUAAUAAGGCUGGAGGUGCAGGACUAGAUGCGGUGAUUACACCGAUUGGAGGCGGAGGGUUGAAUUCGGGAGUUGCGACGUUUUUCUCGGAUAAAGAGACGAAGGUAUUUGGUGCGGAGCCGAAUUUCGAGGGUGCGGAUGAUUGUCGACGUGGACUUGAUACCGGCCAGAGGGUUGAGAUCGUGAAGACGCUGACGAUUGCGGAUGGGCUAAGGACGCCGGUGGGUGUGCUCAAUUGGGAGAUCAUUUCGGAUAAAAAGAAAGUGGUGGGCGCAUUUUCUGUCUCUGAGGAGCAGAUCAAGGCGGCCAUGAGGCUUGUUCUGGAGCGGAUGAAGGUGGUUGUUGAGCCGAGUGCUGUUGUAGGCCUAGCUGUCUGUUUGUACAACGAGGAGUUUCGACGUCUUGUUGAGAAGGAGGCACCGGAGGGUUGGGAUAUUGGGAUUGUCUUCAGUGGAGGGAAUACAACUGUAGAGGCUAUUGGGAAACUGUUCAGCUCAUAGACCCGCUAUUAGAUAUCAGCUUGCUUGGUUUGGACUUAGAAGUAAAUCGGAGGACUAGGACGGCAUGCAAAGCGAAUGAUAUAACCUCGCCGAAAGGCUAGACUAUAGUAGUUUACUACUUUUAGAUAGCGAAUGCAGUUAAAAGGUCGCGGAACAUAGCCAGUGUGGUCAACUAAAUGUAAUACCCUCCCGCCCAACAUUGAAAGUGAACUCUCCGCCUCCUCGCUUCUUGAGCUCCUCCAGUAUCCUUCGUGGCCAAUCCUCUCGUCCCCAUCCAUUCACUGACCCCAAGAACUCUCC
Molecule: messenger RNA, 1264 nt
Organism: Aspergillus versicolor CBS 583.65
Lineage: Eukaryota; Fungi; Ascomycota; Eurotiomycetes; Eurotiales; Aspergillaceae
Exons: 1
Coding region: 221-964 (247 amino acids)
Biological process (GO): L-serine metabolic process; pyruvate biosynthetic process; D-serine biosynthetic process
Molecular function (GO): threonine racemase activity; magnesium ion binding; pyridoxal phosphate binding
Source: RefSeq, a predicted model, not a curated record